CGGACGCGGCGUGCCUCGAUCUGUCUGCGCCUGGCCUCGGGGGAAGAGACCAUGGCGUCCAACGAAGAGGACAGCGGCGCCGGCAACGGGUCGGUGGAAGAGAAGGAGAAUGGCAAGAAAGUGCUUCGGCCUCGCAGCUCGGUGACCACAGCCUGGCUGAUCUUCUACAACAUCACCAUGACUGCCGGGUGGCUUGUACUGGCUAUUGCCAUGGCCCGUUUCUAUAUGGACAAAGGAACAUACAAAGGCUUAUAUAAAAGCAUUCAAAAGACACUUAAAUUUUUCCAGACUUUUGCUUUGCUUGAGAUAAUCCACUGUGCGGUUGGAGUAGUGCACACUUCUGUGCUUGUGACGGGGGUCCAAGUGAGUUCCAGAAUCUUCAUGGUGUGGUUUGUUACACAUAGUAUAAAACAGAUCCAGAAUGAGGAGAGUGUUAUUCUUUUUCUGGUUGUUUGGACUGUGACUGAGAUUACUCGAUAUUCCUUCUACACAUUCAAUAUGCUCAACCAUUUGCCAUACUUCAUAAAAUGGGCCAGGUACAAUUUUUUCAUCAUCCUAUAUCCAGUAGGAGUUGUUGGUGAGCUUCUAACAAUAUAUGCAGCAUUACCCUAUGUAAAGAGAUCAGGCAUGUUUUCAGUGAGACUUCCUAACAAAUACAAUGUAUCUUUUGACUACUACUAUUUUCUGCUCAUCAUCAUGGCCUCUUAUAUACCAUUGUUUCCACAACUGUACUUUCACAUGCUACGUCAAAGAAGGAAAGUGCUUCACGGAGAAGUGAUUGUAGAAAAGGACGAUUAAAACAAACUUUGUAAUCAUGGUGCUUUUUCAGAGUAACAAUCAAAUCCUUCAUGUUACCAAUCUGGAAAUUAUUGGACAAAAUAAAAUCAACACAGAUCAUGA
Pantherophis guttatus is the source of this 900-nucleotide messenger RNA. It is a transcript of the gene HACD1, whose product is annotated as 3-hydroxyacyl-CoA dehydratase 1. Gene Ontology annotation, molecular function: 3-hydroxyacyl-CoA dehydratase activity. Gene Ontology annotation, cellular component: endoplasmic reticulum membrane. Gene Ontology annotation, biological process: sphingolipid biosynthetic process; very long-chain fatty acid biosynthetic process; fatty acid elongation. The record is from RefSeq and is a predicted model, not a curated record. Lineage: Eukaryota; Metazoa; Chordata; Lepidosauria; Squamata; Colubridae.